CUCAGCGAGAGGAUCAUGGCGGAUGGCCCCAGGUGUAAGCGCAGAAAACAGGCGAACCCGAGGAGGAGCAGCGUGACAAACUUCAACAAUGGCUUGGAGGCCAGUUCAGACUCUGAUGACGAGGACAAGCUACACAUUGUGGAGGAGGACAGCCUGCAGGAGACUGAGGCCACCGACGCCGACGGGACCACGCCGCUGGACAGCCAUGAUGCCGCCAUAACAGUAUUACCCCACAAUGGCUCCUGGAACGGAGUGAAGGAGGAGUGUGUGUCAGAGGAGGAAGAGGAGGCGGUGAAGGAUGCUCUAGUGGAGGAGAUUCUCCAGCAGGGAGACACAGCCAUCAUCUAUCCUGAAGCCCCGGAGGACGAGCAGAGUCCAGCAGAGACCGGAGGCGCUGAUGAAAACGGAACGCCAGACUCCUUCUCCCAGUUGCACACUUGCCCCUACUGCUCCCGGGGCUACAAACGCAACGCCUCGCUGAAGGAGCACAUUAAGUAUCGCCACGAGACCAGCGAGGACAACUACAGCUGCUCACACUGCAGCUACACCUUCACCUACCGAUCGCAGCUGGAGAGGCACAUGAGCCACCACCGGGGCACCAGGGAGCAGCGUCACGUUUCCCAGUCGACAGGAGGAUCAGGAGGAACAGGUGGAACCCGCAAGUUCAAGUGUACCGAAUGUUCCAAGGCCUUCAAAUACAAACACCACCUGAAGGAGCAUCUACGCAUUCACAGCGGUGAGAAACCAUAUGAAUGCUCGAACUGCAAGAAGCGAUUCUCCCACUCAGGCUCCUACAGCUCCCACAUCAGUAGCAAAAAGUGUGUGGGUGUAGCACCCCCCAACGGAGCUGCUCGAACGUCGAUUAAAUCCCCCCCACCGACCACGCAGACCAGGCCUGUUGUAAUCGCUCCAGCCCGCAUGAUUCUCAAAGAGAAGACAGAAAGCAAACCCCUGCAGGAGCAGCUUCCUGUAACCCAGAUCAAAUCAGAACCUGUGGAAUAUGAAUGCAAACCAGUGAUGGCGGCACCAGCGACUUCAGCUGGUAGUAACGGAGUGGUAAAUGGAGGGACGACACAGCCGGCGGUGGUCCCCACUGCAACCCUGCCACAGGGCGUGGCUAUGGUGGUACCAACAGUCGGCCUGAUGUCGCCCAUCAGUAUCAAUCUUAAUGACUUGCAAAAUGUGCUGAAGGUAGCGAUGGACGGGAACGUGCUCAGGCAGGUGCUGGGUUCGGCCAAUGGGGUGGUGACACAGGGGAAGCAGGGGAUUGUAGUCCAGCAGCCACAGCAGCAGAUCAUCAGCCUCCCGGCCUUCGUGGAUCACGACGGCACCACGAAGAUCAUCGUCAACUACAGCAUCAGCCCCACGGCCGCCACCACUGCCACUACCCAGCCUGCUGCGCUGGCCGUCAAAAAUAACCCUCCUCCCCUUCCUGCUAUCACAGCCGCGGCUGCUGUAGCGGCCAUCCCAACCCAGACAGACAAACCCCAAACCCCCACUGACCUCACCAUUGUCAAGGCAGAGCCAGAAUCUGUUCCCAUCACAGACGUGGAGACAGAUGCAGCCACACAGACAGAAACGGCAACUGUUCCAACUUCAGAAUCAGCUCAGAUGCCAAAACCCAACAGCAGCAGUACGUGUUUACUAUGUGACGACUGUCCUGACAACCUGGAGGCGCUGCACCUUCUCCAGCAUCGCAAAGCCGCCAACGGUGAGGCCGUCGAUUCUGCCGCUUUGGACCCUUCGUUCGCUGCUCUGCUGAGCGAGGCGGGAGUGACGCUGGAGGAGCCGCCUGUGGACGACCUCCUCUCACUCCUUAAGACCUACUUUGCCUCCAACGCCAAUCCCAGCGAGAAGGAGCUGACCAAGAUCUCAGAGUCUGUCAGUAUUCCAGUGGAGGUGGUCAGGAAGUGGUUUGUCAAGAUGAACUCUGGGAAGCAUGUGGGCAAAUGCCACAGCGAUGCUACAUCAGUUUCCAAAAAGACUGAAACCACAAAUUCCAGCUCAGAGGACACGUUGAAUCAGAAUGAAGAGGAAGAUGAAGGCAUCCAGGAAGCAUCCAACAACGCCUCGUCAGAGUCUGGCAGUGUCUCUCCGUCAGACUCCACGUCGCUCAGCCUCAACAACGGGGACCUCGUCAUUGUUAAGAGCGAGCCCGAAGACCCAGAGGCCAUCGACUCCCAGGCAGAGCCUCUGGAUCUUUCUCUCCCAAAACAUAUCGCAGCAGCAUUGGAAAACAAAACGACCACGCCUCCCGCCAAGCAGCAGGAGCAGCCUCUGAACCUGACCUGCUUGAGGAAGGAGCAGCUGGAGGGUCGGACCAUCUACGUCACCACGCCUCAGACCGGAAGACCUGUUAACAUCGUCACUGCCGCACAGCUGCCCACCUUGGUGGCCAUUGCUGGUCAGAGCACAGUGGGCUGCCUCAGUGCCAUCAACACCACAACAAAGCGCACCAUCCUCAUCCCCCAGCUCACCUAUACGUACGCCACUACGGCCAACAACGCCACUGGAGCCAAGACUGUCGUGCUCAAUGGCCACAAGCAGGAGAAGCGUUUGGCGAGCAGCCCUGACGGUGUUUCCACGGUGGAGGAGCAGAACGACUCGGAUUCGGUUGCGCUGAUGAAGAAGCGGCGGCUGGAGAACGGCGUCUAUCCCUGUGAUCUUUGCUCCAAGGUCUUCCAGAAGGGCAGCUCCCUGCUCAGGCACAAAUAUGAACACACAGGAAAACGGCCCCACGAAUGCAACGUCUGCAAGAAGGCCUUCAAACACAAACACCACCUGAUCGAACACUCGAGGCUGCACUCCGGGGAGAAACCCUACCAGUGCGAUAAGUGCGGGAAGCGAUUCUCUCACUCGGGCUCGUACUCCCAGCACAUGAACCACCGCUACUCCUACUGCAAAAAGGACGGGCCCAACUCGGAGCCCCCCGGCUCCAUCUCAGGGCCACGGAGUGUCCAGAUGGAGCUCGGCAGCCCCGGCACCGGACCGCAGUCGGACAGCCGGACCACGACACCGCCCUCCCAACUGGACUCAGACGAGAGGGAGAGCGAGGAAGAGGAGGAUGAGGACGACGAGGCCAUGUGUAUGGACGACAUCCGGGUGGUGCAGGUGGACGACGGCGAGUGCGAGAUCUACGAGGGCAACUUUGACGACGACGAGGAGGAUGGAGAGGAGCUGGGGGAGGAGGAAGUAGAAGACGAAGAAGAAACUGAAGGAGAGAAGGCGGAGGAGGAGUUUGUUUGUGACGUCGUGGAAGUCGAGCUGGGGGACGCUCACAUGGAAAUGGACAACGAGAUGGAGGACAGAACCGACGAAAAGGAGGAAUCGGCAAGUGCGGAGGAGAUGGCAGACUGUGAAGCAAAUACGGACAAAAGCAUCAGGGAGGAGACGGACAGCAGCGAACCAACAGAGGAAGAGGUGACAGACGCCAAAUAGAGGAAGGUUUCUUCGGGACAGUUCGAAUGUGUCGGUCAAUGAAGUUAUUUUAGACAAAACCGCAUCUUGCCAUCAGAAGAAAAGUCACGGCAGUUGCCUGAUCUUAUAACGGUCCACUACUGUGUACAAAAACCCAGGUGUGCCUGAACUUGAAAAAAGAAAAACAAACAAAAAAAACCCAGUGACUUUUUAUUUGUGAAAAUGAAAUAUCAGUGUUUAAAAUUGUUUAUAGAAGUACAGAUUUUAAAGUAGAACUCACCCGUCAACUUGUUAGACUUGUUACUGAGACAUCCCAGGUUGGUUUUGUUUGUUUUCAUUCAGUCAGUGUUACUAAUCUCGUUCUUGUUUGAAAACCUUUUAACCUGUAAAGAUGAGAAAGAUUUCUAUACCUUUUUAUUGCCAAUGAAGUUUCCUAAAUCAGUAUUUUAUUGAGUUCUACGAACAAAAAACCUCUGCACUACAGUAAUCCUGGUUUACCUAUGGAUACAUGCCUCAUGCAUCGUAUGCCCUUCAGUGUUAUAUAUGUACACUAGCUAGCGAGAUGUCGUUUGUGUUAGUGUUAGUCUUUGCUAGCUAGCAUUUCUUUUUGUUUUUCAGUUUGACUGUUAGCCUUAAGGAAAACAAAGUAUUCUUGGGGAGGGUUGUGGGCGGGAUGGGGAGUCCGGGAUGAGAAUGCGGCUUCUGUACGCCAUAACCAAAUUUGUCCUAUCAGGGAAGGUAGAGUCAGAACCUCAAAGCCAGCAUCGGGUGCCUUUGUUUCGCUCACCCAGCGCGGCGCAGACGGGCGGAGUCUCCAGGUGAAGAUUCAAAAGCAGACUCCAGUUUCCCUCGCCGCCCUGCUGCGGUAUCGAAACACCGGCGCCUAUUCUUACCAAGCUUCUCCUUCUUUUUUUGGUUGACUUUUUAAGUUCUCAGUCCGUGUUUCAGUAUUAUUAGCUUAUAUUUGAAGUCAUACUGUACGUAAAGGAUCGGGGCUGUUUCCUGCUCCACCCCAAUGCCUCCAGCCUUAUGCAAGACCUGUGUGCUGUUAAAAGUGCCAUUGAACAGUGUUAUUAUUUCUUCUUCUUCACACAUGUAGCCAGUAUUAUGUCCUCUUUUGUUACUGACACAAGACCCAUGUUUACUAAUGUUUGUUGACUUGCACAGAACAGCAAAUUUGUCACAACAACAGAAAGCUACUUCCUGUGAAAUUAAUUAAAACGUUUGAGGCCUUUUUUAAAAAAAGUAUUAGGAGCUGCAUUAAAGACGACAAACAGCAUUUUGACCCAAUUAUAGUUAAUUAAUGUGCUGACCAUAUACUGUGUGUUAAUUUAAACACUGUCAGUCAACAGUACAUUAUAAUUCAGCAGAGCCCAGUUUGCCGUCAUCACAUGUCCUGUUUUAUCUGCCAAAAACCCACAAACGCUCAGUUUAGAGAAAAGCUGAAAACUGUUUCAUAGCAGAGAGUAUUUUGCAUUUUUGCGAUUAAUCAGCUCAACAUCUUUUAAACAAAACGAUGUUCCAGCUGCUUAUAUUUGCAUACUUGCUGUUGGGUAAUAGUUUCCGGCAUCUUCGACUUGUAGUUGGAAAAUUAAAAGUUUUGAAGCAACAAAAAUGUGCAUAAACUGUCAAAAACCUUCACAGUCCAGACUGAGCUUUCCUGUGGAUAUAAACAUGCCUUGCAACCUUGAGAUAAUCAGUUUUCACACGCUGAACUCUGUCAUAAAUCAGACGUUAUUAAGAUGUUUACAUCCCUGAACAUGCAGGGAGCGAUUCAACUCCGACUUGACGUCGUGCCCCAGCAGGCUGGCUCAGGAAGAAACGAAACAGAAGAAAUCCAGAUCAAUUUAAAGUAAAAUACACUUAGAAAUAUAUCCAGUCACACGUGUGCACUUGUUUUCAGAUAGAAAUUGUGGCAAAUUGUGUCCCGCACUUCAGGUAACAAGCGUUAGUGAAUGUGGUCUCUCUCUGUUGAAGAGUUUUGAGUUGGUUUUACCGAACAGUGUUUAUUAGUAUUAGUCUGUUUUAAUUUUUUUUGUGUUUUUAAUGUGUGUCCUCUGUAUGUUUUUGUCAACAAUGGCAGUAUUAGAACCCUUUUCACAGAUUAAAAAAAAAAUAUACCUGUUUAGUUUUUAGAAGACUUUUUUAUAUUUAUGUGUCUUAUUUUUAUAUUUUCUUUUAUGGUUAUUUAUUACACAUUGUAGUGUACAUUACUGUAGUUUGAAUUGAUACAAUAAUAUAUUUUAGUAUGAAAAAUAAUCUCAAGACAAACAAAAAUUCCCAAAAUGUGGUUCUGGGAGAUGGAGUUUGUUUUAACAAAAAAAUAAAAAAUAGGGGAAAAAAAAAAAGGUUAAACCUUUUUUUUUUUAACUUUGCUUUUUUUUUUAGGUUAAAAAUUAAAAAAUAUAAAUAUAAAAAAAACAAGAAAAGAAAAAAGACAGGAAUGAAGUGAGAAAUAGAAACUGUUACAUGUGCAUCCGCUCUUUGCGUCGUUAUAAAGCUACUGAAUUCUAAAACUCUGUGAUUUUUAAAGCAUGAGUCGUCGCCGUUUUAAUGAAGGAUCUUGUUAUGAAGACGUUACUCCUCCCAUUUUUAUUUUGAAGCCAAAUUUUACAUCGUCCCGCUUCCCAGUUUUCUGUUCUGUGCCAACUUGUUCCAUUGUACUGUUGAAGGUUUGCAUAAUGUUUGUCCCCCGACACACCCCUUUGUAAAUCCACUGUCUUUUUGUAUUGUUUUUAUUUUAGGUUUGCUCCAUUUUUAUGACUCCCCAUCACAAUAAAAUGUAAGACAGCA
This is a messenger RNA of Stegastes partitus (bicolor damselfish), 6210 nucleotides long. RefSeq names its product zinc finger E-box-binding homeobox 1-like. The transcript is spliced from 8 exons. Gene Ontology annotation, biological process: anatomical structure development; regulation of transcription by RNA polymerase II. The record is from RefSeq and is a predicted model, not a curated record. Gene Ontology annotation, molecular function: DNA-binding transcription factor activity, RNA polymerase II-specific; RNA polymerase II cis-regulatory region sequence-specific DNA binding. Lineage: Eukaryota; Metazoa; Chordata; Actinopteri; Pomacentridae. Bases 16 to 3438 code for a protein of 1140 amino acids.